AAUGUGCACUCUAAUUGUGGUCUACUUCCUCAUUAACAGUUGUUUGGGGACCUUUGAGAGACCGCUAUCGAAAGACCAGACGAAGAUCGCCGUCUUGGACUUGACCAAGCCGACGACAUGGUCAGAGCUGUCUGAAUACUUCUUGGCCGUGGAGAAACACUGGAAAAUAUGCGUGAACUGUGGCAUUCCCGGCUUAGGCACAAGCAUGCACCUGGACAAGUUCGGGGCAGACGGGGGUGGCACCUACCCUGCCGUUAUACCGCCGGAGUUCUUACUCACGAGACUGAAAGUAAUAGAUGUGAGCAAGAUAGCUAAGCAAGACCACAACUUCGUCCUGACCCUGAACAUCGCCAUGCAAUGGAUGGCCGUGAAGAGAGACCCCGCUGAACCUACCUUGCUCCUCUUCAAGUUCGGUUGGUUCGCCCCUCCGGGCAAUAAGAGGGGAUGCGCCUGUAGUAUACCUGGAAUCAGCUUCGAACUGGCGCAAUGGAUAGCAGGCAACCUGAGCCAUGUGGUGGGAGUAGCUACUGACUGCCCCACGGUGGAGAGCCACGAAACUAGAGAAUUCUCCACUAGGACCAUCGCUAACGUGCUGGGGAGAUCCGGAGUGUACAUGAUCGAGAGCGUACGAGUACAUAAGAAAGUGCCAGAGCAAGGUUGCAUGACUCUGGCGUUGCCUCUAAAAAUGCUACAUUCAGUAUACGUGCCGACCCGCCUCGUCGCCUUCUGCCCCACUAAGUUGACUGAUCAGAGAGUUGUCAUAGGCUUAAGAAAAAGCGAUAUCACGGAGUUUAUAAACAGGGAGUCUGACAUCAAUUUGGAGGACAUUAUGUCUAACCCUGGCACGGGAUAAUAUUAUCCAUAGAAACUGUGUUUUAGGAUAAUGUUGGUAUAGCUUAUUCCACAAAUUAGUUUGGUUUGCACCAAUCAGCUUUCACGUUGGGCUUUAAUGGACAAAAUGGCGUAUUUUGCGUUUUUCUGCGCAUGUUAAAGUUAACGACAAAGUUGACUGGUGCGAUCCAGUUUUAAUAUCCGGUAUCUAGGGUAUCAAGGAGGCUUGUGGCCAAAAUGUCUACGUACUUAAGUAUCCUAAAACAAUUAGGAACCUGUUUUUGCCGGGGCCAUUCACCUUGUCGAUAAAGUAAACGCAAGUAUUGAAUAGAGAUAAUAAUUAACUUCAGUUUUUUUUUGUCACGGCUCCAUCGUUCGCCAAAACGAUGAUUUUGCCUACGUCAAGGUUGAGAUUGACACGGUAUAUAGUAUAAUAUCAAUAUUGAAACACGGUUCAGUGAUCUGUUAGUUGCGUGGACGAAGUACAAUGUAGCUCGUUCGUCCUCCGUUGUUAUCUCACUGACAUGCGUUGCUAUGCUUCGAAACUUCAAUUUCUACGUUCUUUUGCAUUGAUCCGUGGACGGUGUCAACAUGAUGGGUAAAGGGCGUUUGUCCACCGCCGCCGUCACCGGACCGUCACCGAGAACGAGAUUGUUUCGGGCCGAGUUUAAUAUGACGUAACGGCGAUCUACGUUUGUCUACCGCGACCGAUUUCGCUGGUAUAGUUUGUGCGUGGUAGUCGCGACGGCGACGGCAGUGUGUGGACAAGUUCAUACGUGUUUUGUAUUGCCCGUAUUGUUACGGCCCGUCAAAAUCUCGGGCCACGAUCUAGCGGUCACGCCGAUCUCCUUGCAAUUUCGGCGGCCGGGAUGACGGCGCUCGGGUGACGGAUGUGCGGUGGACACGCGGCUAAGUAAA
This is a messenger RNA of Plodia interpunctella (Indianmeal moth), 1749 nucleotides long. RefSeq lists its product as uncharacterized. The transcript has 6 exons. Lineage: Eukaryota; Metazoa; Arthropoda; Insecta; Lepidoptera; Pyralidae. The coding region runs from base 2 to 853 and encodes 283 amino acids. The record is from RefSeq and is a predicted model, not a curated record. Gene Ontology annotation, molecular function: arylformamidase activity.